Molecule: messenger RNA, 1395 nt
Organism: Notolabrus celidotus (New Zealand spotty)
Lineage: Eukaryota; Metazoa; Chordata; Actinopteri; Labriformes; Labridae
Product: butyrophilin-like protein 10
Exons: 5
Coding region: 425-1126 (233 amino acids)
Biological process (GO): positive regulation of T cell proliferation; cell surface receptor signaling pathway; cellular response to lipopolysaccharide
Cellular component (GO): external side of plasma membrane
Source: RefSeq, a predicted model, not a curated record
AACAUUUGGCUUGGCAUGAGAAGAAAACAUGGUCGACUUCACUUCAAAUUCAAAGUGUGCACAGAGUAAUUCUUUAGAAGGAUACAUAUUGAUAAAUUUUGAUACAUAUUGUUCAUCAUUUUAAAGUGUGGAUCUUUUGCUUUGGCUGGUAUAGGGAAUGUGAGAUACAUCGUUCUUAACGUGGCCGGUGGUCACAAAUAGCUCUUGUUCUUAAAUGUUGAAUAACUUUUGAACCGCUGAUCAGGAAGCUUUAAAAACUCAGAUACCGGACAUGGUCAGCUUUCCACAGCGGCUGCGUGAUGACCGUGAUGACGCCAUCACAUUUAGCAACGUUGAUUCGUCAGGCUUAGUCGAGUCCAGUCCGAGAAUGUAAUCCGAUCCCUCUGGCGCGGAACUUAGAAGCAAGAGUAUUUUUUUACAGUCUAUGAGAGUGAAAGGCAGAGUCCACGAAGAGGAGCUUGAUCUUCUAUUAGUUAUGGGUUUCAAAGAGUUUCUGAUCCUCUUCCUGGGGAUGUCUACGAGUGUUGUUGGAGCCUCUCAGGUCACCUGUCCGAAUCAAACAAUGGCAGCUGUGGAAGGUGAUAAUAACGUCACUCUGACAAUGGAAGUGGAUCCUUCAGUGGACUUGAUGAAGGGAAGAGUGGAUGUGAAGAGGGAUGAUCUGAAGAACGUGACAGUCCACUCUUUUCGACAUGGACGGGACCAUUUGGAUAUACAGAGUCCUCAAUAUAAAAACAGAACGACUUUCUUCUGUUACCUCAAGGGCAAACGAGUCGUGGGCGUGAUCCUCUCCAACGUAACACUGAAUGACGGUGGACUGUACAGCUUCUAUGUCCCAGGACUUGGAGCUCCUUGUACCAUCAACCUCACUGUCGCUGCCAAGACUGAAGGUCCAGCGAAGGAUGCCGGUGAUCCUGAAAACUUCCCUCCCUGGGCAAUUGCUCUUGUCUGUGUGAUCCCUCUUCUUGUUGCUGCUGGUGUCUUACUUUGCUGUUGGAGAUCAGGACGAUUCAAGAACUGUGGAGGGAGUGGGGCGGACCAAGACAUUGAGAUGGAACCCACUUCAACAACAGGAGGGGAAGGAGUCGUACAAAAUGGUUAUGCUCCAGUCAGUGCUCAGGAUUGAAGGUAUUCUAGUUAAUUCAUAUUUAUCUAGAAUAUGAUGAUAUAACAGAGGAGCCCCGUCCCUAUGAUACCACAUGUUUGAAAAAUAAGGUUUAAUACAGGAUUUUAUUUGGACAAACGCAGGAUCUCCAUUAGCAUCACUGAGUGCAAUGCAUGAUGGGAAGUCAUGCUUGAGAAGUGACUGAGGCUGUUUUCAAACCGCCUACUAUCCUAGCAGUACGGACUGAUUUGGUCUAAAUUCAGUAUGCAGCAUGUAAACAAGAGCAAAAU